UUUUAAUAAUUCAUGUCAUAACCUGAGUGUUUGUUUAUUUAGAGAAUAGUGCAAUUAAUAUAAUAAGACACAAUGAAGCAGCAUUUACGCUGUUUAUCAAAAUCUCUUCUAUAUAAUAAAAACUUGACGUCUCCUUUGUCUAUAAGAUUAUUAAGUACACAAGAAGCAGUUGAACGCCGUCACCACCUAUUUGAACUAGAAAAGAAAAGACAGGUAGAAAAUGUUGGGCGAAUCGAGAAAAUUGAAGUAAACUACAAGGGUAUCCCUAAAGAUUGUACACUGGUCAUGAAUAAAGAUAUGUCUACGCCGUAUGACUGUGCUAGGCAUCUAAGUCAAUGGCAUGCAGAGAGCAGUGCUCUGGCUCUGCUCGAUGGUAUGGUGUAUUGGGACAUGCAUAAACCUCUUACAGAGAGUUGUACAUUGGAAUUACAAAACUUCACAGUAGCGGAGCCACAGCAAGUGAACAAGGCAUUCUGGAGGACAUGCUCCAUGGUGCUUGGCGUCUGUGCGAUGAAAGCUUUCAAAGAUAGCGUUCCUGUGAAAUUGCAUAGCUUUCCUGGUCCAGAUGUACGCAGCGGUUCAUUCAUAUAUGACAUUGACUUACCAACUCUACCUGACUGGAAACCAACUCAACAAGAGUUGCACACACUCAGUGCGGAGUUCGUAAUGUUAACUCGAGCUGGUCUGCCUGUCCAGAGGCUGGAUGUGAGCGAGCAGCUUGCGCUAGAAAUGUUUAAGGAUGAGCACAAGGCUGGACAAAUACCGAGCAUUGCAUCAGGCAAUGGUAAAGUUACAUUGUACAAAAUAGGAAAGUAUGUGGAUAUAUCGAAAGGACCAAUGAUUAGUAACACAGCGCAGAUCGGCAAAGUUGCUAUCACUUCUGUACAUAAAAUUGCUGGAUCACCAGACAGUGAUGUGAAGCAAUUAUACAGAUUUCAAGGUGUUGCUUUGCCUGUUGGAGUUGUUCUAAACCACUUUGCGUUUUCUAUUCUCACAGAGAGAGCUAAGAAAUUGAAUUCUGCUCGAUCGCCAAUAAACCCACUAGACACGCGGGAACCCCAGAGCGCAGCGGCUACAGCGUAAUUUAGUUUAAUUUUGUAGUUUUAGAUGUAAGGAAAUAAAUAUUGUUCAAAUUC
Messenger RNA from Colias croceus (clouded yellow), 1136 nucleotides. RefSeq names its product 39S ribosomal protein L39, mitochondrial (gene mRpL39). Gene Ontology annotation, cellular component: mitochondrion. Lineage: Eukaryota; Metazoa; Arthropoda; Insecta; Lepidoptera; Pieridae. The transcript has 8 exons. Bases 73 to 1083 code for a protein of 336 amino acids. Gene Ontology annotation, biological process: threonyl-tRNA aminoacylation. The record is from RefSeq and is a predicted model, not a curated record. Gene Ontology annotation, molecular function: threonine-tRNA ligase activity; ATP binding.